Messenger RNA from Neurospora tetrasperma FGSC 2508, 2007 nucleotides. RefSeq lists its product as uncharacterized. NCBI's taxonomy places the organism in Eukaryota, Fungi, Ascomycota, Sordariomycetes, Sordariales, Sordariaceae. Gene Ontology annotation, molecular function: zinc ion binding. The transcript has 2 exons. The record is from RefSeq and is a predicted model, not a curated record. Bases 1 to 1824 code for a protein of 607 amino acids. Gene Ontology annotation, cellular component: nucleus.
AUGAACGCUACCGUGAAGCGCAAGUUCAACUCCUUGCUCCAGGGCAUCGGGAACCGGCCGACUAACCCAGACUCCCCCUCCUCGACGCGCGACAAUGACUCGCUGAGCUCGACGCCUGCCUCUUCCUCAAGCUCGAGGUUUACAAACAUGGCCAACGAUAGCCUCGACUAUCUCAGUAAGAAGCGCCGUGUCGGCGGGCUGCCCUCCACACCGAGCGCAAUCACGUUAACGACCCCGACGAAAGGGCAAACCACCAUCUCCAACGUCACCCUGCGAAAAUGGAACUCCCACGGCGGUCCAGGGAGCAGCCCCGCGCCCGGGGCCGGCGGCGGCAGCAGCGCGAAGGGGGAUAGCCCAGUUACGAAAUUGCAACCACCCAAAUACUGCCCGGGCGACCGCGACCAGCUCGUGCGACGAUUGGCAACUUUCCAAGAGCUGACGGACUGGACACCAAAACCCGAUAGGGCCAACGAGAUCGAAUGGGCGAAGCGCGGCUGGGUGUGCCAGGGCAAGGAGCGUGUUAAGUGCACGCUCUGCAACAACGAACUGGCUGUCAAGCUGAAUCGUAAGGAGGUAGAUGGGAAGGAGAUUCCGGUGCUGAUCGCCGCAGAUAUUGCUGAGUCGGUGGUGGAUCAAUACGUCGAGCUGAUCAUCACAUCGCACCGAGAGGAUUGCUUGUGGAGGAAGAAGGGGUGCGACGAUUCACUUCUACGAUUGCCUCUGCCUAACCCCAAGUUAGCCCUCGAAACCCUACGCCAGCGAUACGAUGAGCUCUGCCAGCGCAAGGACUUUCUCCCCUAUGAAUUCAACCUCCGUCUUCCAGAAGGGUUCGACAUCGACAUCAUCCUCUCGUACCUGCCACCCAACUUCUUCGCCGAGCCUCCUGCAUCCAGCACCGCCGAUUCUUCUGCAGCCUCACAGCCCGCUAGUCCGAACCCAUCCACCUCACAACAACCACAAGCAGUCAACCGCACCGCCUUAGCCCUCGCCCUCCUCGGCUGGCAAGGUCUCACCAACCCUCGCCUCGGCACCGCCGUCCCCAACUCGGCCUCCUGCCAUACCUGCCUCCGCCGCCUCGGCCUCUGGAUGUUUAAAUCCAAGCAAGUCGACCCCGACACCAACACGAUCCUGGUCCCCGCGCCCAUGGAUCACCUCGACCCUUUACGCGAGCACCGCUUCUUCUGUCCGUGGAAGAACCCGCAAGCGCAGCGGAACCCGGGUGCCAAGCCCUUGGCCAGGGGUGAGACGGACAAAGCCGCCUGGGAGGUUCUAGUGGAAGGGCUGAAGAACGAGAGCCGGUUGAGAGAAAAGGCAAGGGAUUUGAUGCAUGGGAGGAGCAAGUCCUCCGGCUCUGGGUUUGGGUUUGGGCUGGGAGGGAAGAAAGGAACACCGCAUCGGGCGACGGGAAGCACGAGUGGGUUUCUGGGAGUGCCGAUGACGCCGGACGGUAGAGGGGUAACGGGACAACAACCGAAUAGUGCGCCGGGUGGUCUUCAUGUUGGUGGUGAAGAAGGAGGAGGAGGGGACGAAGAAGAGGGGUUUGAGGAGGAGGACGAUGAUGAGUCGGAGGAGGCAAGGAAGAAGAAGGAUCAGGCUAUGAUGAGCAGGUUGAAGAGGGUCAAGACCUUAUUCAAUACGAAGGGGAGCAAGUUGAAAAAGUUGGGGGCGUCUCCGUCGCCGUCCCCGGGAUCCGCGGGAACGGGGACGGCAGCGGUUAAUGUGCCGGAUAGUCCUCGGCCGGGGUCUUCGCAUUCUACGAGGACCACCGGGACGCCGGGGACAGCUGCGACUACGGGAGGCAGUACAAACGCCCCUGCUGAGUGAUGUGAGGGGAGUGGCUAUUGUUCAUCGUCAUCAUCUUGCAGGUUGGCUGGCGAGCGUUGACACGCAUGGAGUUUGGGGAACAAUGUUAUCGUCCAAAAUUUGUAUUCUAGAGGUGUAUCAAUAGCCUUUGAUUUUAGCGUCAACGGUUUCCCUGCCAAAUAAUCAGCUCAAGGAUACUGUGUA